AUGGCCCGUAUGAGUUACAUUGCUAUUGCCCAUUACCUUCUUUACCGUAAAAUCGUUCCGAGUGGUGUUUACAAGCGUCGACGUAUUGGCGAUACAAUCAUCUACUGCUUUGACUCAAGCAAGCGAUGGGGGACAAAACUUUCGCAAAUGAUGCAAGGGUUGAAGGAGGCUAUUGAAAAAAAAUAUGUUGAGAGCGUCUUGGUCGUUAUCAAUGAGGGGGAGGCUGCUUCGGAGGUCUUCAUUAUCCGCUUUAGUUAUGAAAAGGAGCAUUCACUCAGCAUUGUCAACGAGGAUGGUCAUCCAAUUAUCUCUUCUGAAUACAAAGACGAAAAGGCAUUCCGUUACCAAACCAAACACAUGAUCAAAAAAAUCAACAUUGUCACCAAAAAACUUUCUCCAUUAAAUGCUGGCGUUUCUCCUGAAUUAAAGCUUACUUAUUUUCCGGGCAGGGAAUGGGACUUACAAUUUUGUUACCAAACCACAUUUUAUACUUAUGGUUACAUUUCGUCAGUCUCUACAGCAAUUGCAUUUCAACUUAAAAGUACUUAUUUUGACAAGGGGAAAAUUAACGAAUUGGAGGACACUCUUUAUGAUGAGGCUGGUAUUGUUGACAAACAAUUUGUGGAUGCAAAGGAUGUUAGCGGUGAUUGUUUCUCUGAUGAAGAAGAAAGUCCUAUUCAACAAAUUGCGGAAAGUCCAAUGAUGGAGGUUGAAGUUCCACGUGGUGAGGUUGUUUACAAACAUGUCUUUUUGGAGGAUCCCAAGUCGUCGAAAUCAAUGCGUUCACUUUUGAAGAGUCCGGAGGAUCAGCUUGCUUAUGAUGGUGCCUUUUAG
Meloidogyne enterolobii is the source of this 834-nucleotide messenger RNA. The record is from the annotation of a GenBank genome assembly. Lineage: Eukaryota; Metazoa; Nematoda; Chromadorea; Rhabditida; Meloidogynidae.